Messenger RNA from Anarrhichthys ocellatus (wolf-eel), 8171 nucleotides. RefSeq names its product homeodomain-interacting protein kinase 3-like. Gene Ontology annotation, cellular component: cytoplasm; nucleus; PML body. The transcript is spliced from 18 exons. Gene Ontology annotation, molecular function: ATP binding; protein serine/threonine kinase activity; protein tyrosine kinase activity. The record is from RefSeq and is a predicted model, not a curated record. NCBI's taxonomy places the organism in Eukaryota, Metazoa, Chordata, Actinopteri, Perciformes, Anarhichadidae. Bases 326 to 4414 code for a protein of 1362 amino acids. Gene Ontology annotation, biological process: peptidyl-threonine phosphorylation; peptidyl-serine phosphorylation.
GCUACCGAACAAGCAGCAACAGCUAGCGGCUAUCUCCGUCGGCGGACGCGGCGCAUUAACAUGCAAAAGUUUAGAAACACGGGUUCCUGCUGCUGAAUAGAGACUAUAGCGACGCAGGGCGAAUCCUGAGACGGCUGUCGAAACCAUGGGUCAUAGCUGGCGGUUGUAACAGCUAGUUAUUUGCGUUAUUUGAAGCUUCAAAUGUGUGAAAAGUCGCUCGGUCUCACCUCGUCGUUGAACAAGAUGGCAGCAGCGGCAUCGUCGUUGCAGGAUUUGACUGUGGUGCGGGUCCUCGUCGCUAUUCUGUUCCUUGACGCUCUGGGUGAUGCGAUUUAUAGGUCUUACUGAAGGUAUGGCCUCACAAGUCUUGGUCUACCCAACACACCUGCACUCAGCUCAAACAAGUGCCUUAGGAAUUAGCAGCAGUGGUACCAGCAGACACAAAGACGAAGCUCGCCACGGUCAUAACACCAGCAGAGCCUUUCAGCACCGACCCACGCCCAAGAGCUAUGUGAUCGGCGUCAACUACGGUAUCGCCUACCCCAACAACGUGAUCCCAUCCUCAGCCGGUGCUGAUCCAGGAAGUCGCCCCGGGGGACUACAGCUUGGCGAGAGGGAGGAGUGUGCAUCGCAGGCCGUGGGAUUACAGAGAGAGGAGAGCUGGGAGAGACGAGGAGAAGGCCCGGCUAGGAUCCAGAGCGGAGGCCCAAAGGAAGUGAGGCUUCGCAGAGACAGUGGUAGAACUCUGUCAGGAGGAAGCUUGGACUGCGGGCUACUGAGGAAGGCCUGCAACCGAGCAGAGGAGGAGGGCAGAAACGGAAGAGCGCAAGCGAGAGGGGGAUACGGCAGCCUAGAAACAGGUGCCCCCCAGAGAUGUGAACAGAAGGCAGGCGAAGGUGGAGAGAAUCCGCAGGAGAACAGCUUCGCAGGAACCAUGCAGAUAGUGGAGGAGGUAUCUGCUAUACCUUCACUUCCUCCCGCUGUGGCCAUGUUGCAAACCAGCACCGGUAACAAUGCAGACACUGUCAGAGUAGUGGGUGGAGGGACACUGUCUACUCAACACGGCAGGGCUGAGGCAGUGACCGGCAUGGGAAUUAGCGCGGAAGGGACCGAAAUCAGGCUUAACGGCAGCAUGGAGGCAGCGGCAGGAGCUACGGUGACCAGAACCGGAUCGGGAGACGGUGACUACCAGCUAGUUCAGCACGAGGUUCUGUGCUCCCUGAAGAACAGCUACGAAGUCUUGGAGUUCCUGGGCCGUGGCACCUUUGGUCAGGUGGUGAAGUGCUGGAAGAGGGGAACAGGGGAAGUGGUGGCGGUCAAGAUACUGAAGAACCACCCAUCCUAUGCACGUCAGGGACAGAUUGAGGUGGAUAUCCUGGCCCGGUUGAGCAGCGAAAAUGCAGAAGAGCACAAUGUGGUGCGCGCCCUGGAGUGCUUUCAGCACCACAGCCACACCUGCUUGGUGUUUGAGAUGCUGGAGCAAAACCUCUACGACUUCCUGAAACAGAACAAGUUCAGUCCGCUGCCGCUCAAAAUCAUCCGGCCCGUUCUGCAGCAGGUGACAACAGCCUUAAAGAAGCUCAAGUGUCUGGGUUUGAUCCAUGCUGACCUGAAGCCAGAGAACAUCAUGCUGGUGGACCCCUCCAGGCAGCCCUACAGAGUCAAGGUCAUCGACUUCGGCUCAGCCAGCCACGUCUCCAAGGCUGUCUGCUCCACUUACCUGCAGUCCAGAUACUACAGGGCUCCAGAGAUUAUUUUGGGCCUUCCAUUUUGCGAGGCCAUAGACAUGUGGUCACUGGGCUGUGUGAUAGCCGAGCUCUUCUUGGGCUGGCCCCUCUACCCUGGAGCGCUGGAGUACGACCAGAUCCGGUACAUCUCCCAGACUCAGGGCUUUCCGGCGGAGCAGCUGCUCAACAAGGGGACCAAGACCUCUCGCUUCUUCUCCAAAGAGUCCAACUCUCCCUACGCCUCCUGGAGACUAAAAACAACAGAAGAGCACGAGAAAGAGACGGGACUGAAAUCCAAAGAGGCCAGAAAGUACAUCUUCAGCUGUGUGGAUGACAUCGCACACGUGAACGUGGUGCUGAGCCCCGAUGGCAGCGACAUGCACGCGGAGAAGGCCGACAGGAGGGAGUUUGUGUCCCUGCUGAAGAGCAUGCUGCUGAUCGACGCCGAGGACAGGACCGUUCCCACCAGCGUCCUCAAUCACCCCUUCCUCACAAUGACCCACCUGCUGGACUACCCACACAGCAACCAUGUGCAGUCAGCGUUCCGCAUCAUGGACAUGUGCCACAGUCGGCCCGCCAACGCGGUUUAUGACGCUCUGAAUGAGAACACCAUUCACUUCUCAAGGCCCCCUGUAGCCCCUGCUGCCCCCUCUGGCCUCCCUCUAGGCUACAGCAACAUGCCGGUCCACACUCAGGCUAUCAACCAUCCGGGCCCCUCAGUGUUGCAUCCUGGGAUAGCUCUGACAGCUGGGAAUGGUCAGUUUGGGUGCACUGACUCCUUCCCACCGGCCCUCCUUCUUUGUCCUCCCGCCAUGCAAGGUAACCUUAACCAGCCAGCAGGGUAUUCUGUUCCCAUGGUAACUCAGGCUCCCAUACAGCCCUUACCAGUGAGACCUGGUGUCAUUGCUCAGCAGGCCUGGUCCAGCCGGGGGCAGCAGCUCCUCAUCCCAGCAGCCUGGCAGCAGAUGACUACCGUGGGUCCUCCUCCCUCUCACCCCCCUCCACCACCCCCGUCCUCCCUCACCAACGACGCCGCAGCCGGCCAGAGGAUCAGCGACUGGGGCCACUACACCUCAGUCAUGCAACAGCCCCUCCUGACCAAUCAAAUGCCAGCCCUCUCUGCCCAUCAGUCAAUCAACAUCGGCAUAGCUCAUGUUGUGUGGCCCCAGCCAGCCAAUAAAAGGAACAGACACGGUCUGAACAGGAACCUGUCCCACCCCAGCAACAUCCAUAUAUCAGCCAAUAUGGCCAACGUUGUUGGACAGGCGGUGGUGCGCAGAGAGCAGCCUCGGAGGGAGGUGCCCCCGGUGGGGACCGGGCAUCCGGCAGUUCGACACCCAGACGACAAGGAAAACCACGCAGAGGAGGAAGUGAGCUGCUUAAAAGGGGCGGCGCCAAAUGCCAACAGCCAGCUGGACCUGUCCAGUCGGCAACAGCGAGAGGUGGCGGUCCUGAUGGUGGACACGCCGAGCCCCGCUCCCAGUGUGAUCAGCAUCCAACUGACCGAUGAAGAGGACGAAGACCCCCAGAGGUGCCGCCUGACCGGGUGUAAAGAGGAGUGUGUGUGCGAGGCGUGCGGAAACACCAGCGUGUCCAUGGAGAGAGUGUGUUCCCUCAGCAGCCCCGACAGCAGCCUCAGCACCAGCACCAGCUCCUUCGCCUCCAACUCACUUCAGUCCAGCCCCUCCCUCUCACCGUGCAAGAGACCCAACAGCAUGUCGGAGGACGACGGCCACGAGAGCGGCCGCAACACCGUGGAAGGCUCCCCGGCGUCCGACACGUCAACCUCCCCGCGUGGCAACAGCCCCUACCGUUACCUCAACAACGGCAACCGCAACAACCGGCCGCCCUUGGCUGCCAUGGUGGCGCCGCUGCCUCCCCCUGCGGUGCAGGGCCGGAGCCCCCGCGGUGUCAGGACGAUGGUGGUUCCACCGAUGAGAGUGCAGCACAACAGUCACGGGGCGGAGGAGCGCUUUCAGAGGACAGUCUCAGAGUCCUGGUCCAGGUCCAAAGGGCGCUGCAGCCUCGUAGGACAACAGAGUACUCCCUCCUCCUUCCCCCUCCUCCCAUCCAACCCCCUCCUGUCCCGGCAGCAGCAAGUUACCGGCCAGCAGCAGCACCCUCUGGGCUUUGGACAGGUGCAGCUGUACGGUUCGAACCACAAAGAGUGGAACGGCAACUAUGGGCCUCUGCGGCCGCACGCCUACAUCCCCCCCACGGUCCACACGCAUACCUUCACCCACCUGCCGCACAGCAGCCCCACGCACACCUCGGCCGCCCCGCACACGCACCCCCAGGGCCUGCCCACGCACGCUCUGCUGCAGUACCCCCCCGGCGGCCCGCUCGCUGCCGCCGCACACCACCUCCACCCCAUCCUGCCCUCCCGCCCGCCUCCCCCCACUCUCCUCCAGCACAGCUACGGUCUCUCCCACCCCCAGGGUGGCGCCAUAGUGCACCAGGUGACCCUGGGCAUCAGCGCCCACCACCCGGGGCACCCGGCUCCGCACCGGCUCCUCCCCUCCCCGACCGUCCACCCGCACCGCCAGCCCGGCUACGGCCACUACCCCCACCAGUUCAAGCCUCCUUUCCCGCCCCCUCACCCUUACAUGGCCUCCCCGGCCGCCUUCACCGGCUUCCCCCUGAGCCCGACCAAGCUCAGCCACCACCCGCAGUUCUCCUAUAUCUGAGGAGCAGGACGGGGCCGUAGCAGUACCUUCUGGUGAGGAAGGGCAACGGCAAGUGGACCGGGGCUGCGACCUGGGCAGGUAGAGCGGGCAGCAGAGCACAAUACGGACACUUUUGACGAGGAAGAGGAAGACGCUGUCAUAACGAGAGAUGUAUCAAAGUGGAUCGAGAAAGAAAAAAACAAGUUAAUGUUUUGUGGUGUUUUCGAGGACACAUUGAUUCAGAUUGCCAGAGCAACUGAAAGACUUCCGGCAAAAAUCAUGUACGGAGAAUACGGCGAUGUAUUUGAAAACGGCGACGCUGCACAAGAGAGCGGAUGACUUCACGAAGUACGAUGAAGAGGACGUUGUAAUUGAGAAUGUGUCUCUCUUGUCGCUUGAGUAGCGCUCAGAGAAUAUGAUCUAAUUAGAGGGCGGGGAAAUUGUUCAUUGCCGCUGUUGCUGUCUGGGCACUCAGCCCCCCCACCCCUUUAUCUUUGUUGCCUUGUAGCAUUUGUGCUAGCCGGUCUGAUCUGUGUGUUAAGCCAUCCCAGUGCGUAUUAACCAGGAUGGAACGCUCCGUCUUUGUUUGAGGCAGACCUCGCUGCUGCUGUCGCCCUAGUGCCUUAAAAAACGUCUCUGACGUUACUUCAGGAGCUUAUAGUUUGUACAUUUAAAAAAUGAAUAAAAAAUGGGCUUGCAGCACUUAACCCUCAGACUCUGAACGUGACGGGCUCAUUGGAUAUAUAACGCUUGCGGUCAUGUGUUAAUAUGGGAAAACGGCUUGAGUUUGCUUCCUAACUCAGAGUAUGGAUUUAUUUUAGCUAGAGGCUGCACAUUUAGGGCUUUGACUGAAUGAGCUUUUUAUGUACAUAAAGAGUGAUUUGAUAUUUUGAUAAUCGAUUUCUAUUCACUAUAGUACUUAAAUUCAUAACAGUAUUGUCACUGUUUACUGUAACUGCAAUACAAUCUAGAUGGCCUCUGGGUUGCCGUGUAUUUUUAAAUAUUUCUUGGCAUUUAGGCUAGACUUGCGUCGAUGCAUUUUAGUUUUUUGGGAGCGGCGUAAGACGUAAACGCGAUUGUGGUGUGUGUGUGUGUGUACUUUUAAAUGCUUCUCAGUGUUUGAGAUAACCUAUCAACUUACAGUAUCUUUGCCGGGCUAUUGAGCGUUAGAGGUGUUAUUGCUAAUUGUUUCAAAUAUCUGUGGAAACGAACCUUUUUGUCCAUGUAUUGAAGUCAGUUUUGAUACAUUCCUUCAGGGUGGAUGCAUAGCCUUGUUUUUUGUGUGUGUGUGCGUGUUUAUGAUUUCCAGUGUGUAGUAGAGCUGCGUCUUUACCCGUCACAUCAGCUGGUAUUUUUGUUUUCCUCAAAUCAGCACCAAAGACUGUUCGUUAAUCAUUUCUGAAGUGUGGUCGAGACUAUUUCUCCUUUGACCUCCAGCGUACUGUUGCUGUUAUCGACAUUGGAAUAUAUUGUGCUGUCUCUAUUUAACAAAAAACAAAAAAAUUUGAAAGGUUUUGUUUUUCUGAGCUGUUUUUUUUGGCAAAUUGUAUUUGGAAUGUAUAGAUAAUAAGCUGCUAUGUACUGAUUAUCUGCCACUUCGUAGCUGUGAAUUUCGAGGAGUAAUCUCAUUCUAGCCUGCGUUUCCUCUCUUUUGUAUUGUAGUUCCAGAUACAAUAGAAGUGUGCGUUUUUUUUUUGUUUUUUUUUUUUCUUAUAUAGUAUAUUGAAUGCUAUUCCUAUAUGCUAGUGCCUCUGUAUAUUGGCUGUGCUGUUUUUGAAGUGUAAACUGCUGUAAUGGAAGUUCUGAGUUUUCUUUUUUUUAAUUCUCUGUGUGUGUGUGUGUGUGUGUGUGUGUGUAUGUGUGUGUGUGUGUGCUUAGCAUCAGUAUUUCAAACGUAGGCUUUGGGUUCACCGAUGGAUUCUGUAACCGGUGUGUGUGUGUGUGUGUGUGUUCUCACUUUCUCCCGAUGACACAGCUUUUAUGUCCAGUUGGUUGGACUGUAUUUGCAACUCUUCGUACUGUACAACUAGUGCCUUUCUCCAAACAAGUGGCCGGCAGAUGACGCCCACGUGCCGUAAAGUAGUUCCUCCAGAGGGGAUCGGCUCCUAUUUUUCACGUCACAAAAGAAAAACCCAAAGUUGUUUGUUUGUUAGACUUGAGAAUAGGUCUGGAACCAUCUGUUUUUUUUUUGGGUUUUUUUUACAGAAUCCUAAGAAAGUACAAGUCAGGGAAUGUUAUCUUGCGCUCACCACGACCUCUGUGCAGUACUGAAAAAAAACAAAACACCGGGCCUGAAUAUACGCAAAUGCAAAGCUUUAUUCUCACACCGUGAACAUUUUUGUGGAACUCGAGACAUCUGUUUUUUUUUUUGUUUUUGUUCGCAAAUGCGUUACUUGUUGCAUUUGUGCUGGCUACACAGCUGUUCUCUCUCUGCUCCUGGGAUUGGGACGUUGACGGUUUCUUGUAAGCAGCUAUUAUACCAUAGGUAGACAUCGUGUGUUUUAGUUCGGGGGUUCUUUAACAAGAUCCUCAAACAACUUUGACCCAACAAUCGUUGGUUUUAUGAAAUAGCAAAAACAUUUCGGGAUAAUGAAAGAUAACUAUGAUGUAAUUAUAACGCGAAAAAGGAUCUUGUAAAAAAAAAAAAAAGAGAAAAGCUUCUCGAGCUAUUUUUUUUGUGUCAUGGCGCUACUCUACUUAACGUAUUACAUUAUAAUGGUUUUGAUAUGUAGCUUAAGCAAUGGGUGUAUCUUGUGUACUCGUCUAAUAUGCUACCGUUUUGACGACGCUUGGACGAGAGGACGCACUGUUCAGCUUGCAGAACCGCCUAGAAUUAUAACUAGUAAUUUGUACUUCAAGGAAAAUGUUUAUUUUUGUUUUAUUUUCAUUUUAAAAUUGUAACCAUGUUGUUUGCAGCCUGUUGUUGAUUCCCUGAUGGCUCUUCUUUCAGCUCAGCGAUGAGAUGUCCCACGCCGUAAUCCCCCUUUGCUUUAGGUCGAUUGCUUAUCGACCUACAGCGAUUUAAAAACCUCGGAUUAACCCCGACGACCCCACCAGAGGGUCACACAGUCCCGGAUCUAAAUCUCAACCAGCAGCCUUAAGUUACAAAGCAGGCCUUAGGACUUCUAAAACAUAUAGGGAUUUUCUUUUAUUUGGAUAUGGCAAUAAACAAGGAAAUAUUUCAGAUUGAUUAAAAAAAGGCUUGCUUCUACUGGGCCCUCAUGUGACAAAACUACCGACUCAACACGCGUGGGUCUGGACAUCUGAUUUGAGUGCUGGGCUGAGGAAUAACUUGUGCGAAAUUUUGACUCCUAAGAGACGCUCUAGGUAGAUUGUUGUACCACAACGAUCUAAUUAUCAGGUUGACAAUUAUUGUAUUUAGUCACAAAUAUGUAGACACGGUUGCUAAAUUGAAAACUGUUACUGUUCUAAGUAUGCGUAGAUCUGUGUGGCUUUAUGAUUUUAAUUUGAUUGUUUUUAUUUUUCAUUCUUAAAUGCUACACUAGUUUGACAUGUAGCAAACUGCACUGUGCAAUAUACAACAAUAUGAGGACUGGGAAAAUGAUUAUUGUUUGGAUGUGAUAAUGUGUGUCUUCCCAGUUAGCGGUAGUUUUCUUUCCCCUCUAGUUCUCAGUGAGUUUCAAUGUGACUAAGCCUUAUGUACCUUGUCACAAAAAGCGGGUUCCUUCUUGGUGACUCUUAUUGGUGAGUGUCAAAUUAUGAAUUGAUGGUGUACCAUGUCAAGAUUCACUUUGAAUUAAAGAAAAAAAAAAAAAAA